AUGGAAGCAGUCCAGAACCCACUCCUCGACACAACCCCAGAGACUCCCGUCGCUGGACCAUCUACGGCCCCCACGGCCCCGGCUGAGGGUGCCGCCCCGCUCUCGAAGAACGCCCAAAAGCGCGCCGCCAAGAGGGCUCACUACGAAUCCGUCAAGCUCGAGAAGCGUGCCGCAGAGAAGAUUCGACGACGCGAGCGCCAGGCAUACCUUACCGAAGGGUAUGCAGCCGGCACACUGUCGACCGAGGACGCAGCCCUUGUCGACAGGCAGCGUGCUCUGAAGCGUGCGCGCAAGGCGAGCUCUAGGGGCAGCGACGCGGCGUUUGGCGGCGCAGUGGUCGUCGACUUGGGUUUUGACGAGCUCAUGACCGACCAGGAGAUUUCGAGCAUGAACUCGCAGCUGGGUUACGUCUACAGCAUUAACCGCACGAGCAAGGUGCCCUUUGGCGCUGUCCUCCACACCGGGUUUGGGCCGACCAAGAGCCCCCGCUUGUGGGAGAAGAUGGCCAAGAGUACCUGGAACCGCUGGUCCAGGAUGCACUUUUGGGAGGAGGACAUUGAUUUGCUCGCCAAGGUGAUGAAGGAAGGCGCUGAGGCCAAGGUCGAUGGCGCGGCUGAGGUCGAUGGCGACGCUGGAGCCGCUGUCAAGGGACCUGUCGACCUCGGACCGACCGAUACCAAGAACAUCAACCCCGACGAGCUCAUCCCGUUUCUUUCGGGACCCAACCUGCCACCCUCUAUCCCCGCGACUCACAAGCUCGUGUACCUCUCGGCCGACGCCGAUGAGGAGCUCACCACGCUCGCCGACGACGAGGUGUACAUUAUCGGCGGCAUUGUCGACCGCAACCGCCACAAGAACAAAGCCGACCGUAUGGGCAUCCGUACUGCCCGCCUGCCAAUUGGCACAUAUCUCGCCGACCUGCCGACCCGCAAGGUCCUGACCGUCAACCAGGUCUUUGAGAUUUUGACACAGUACCUUGCGCUCAAGGACUGGGCGGCAGCGUUCGAGGCCGUCAUCCCCCAGCGCAAGUACUUCUCGGGCAAGAGCGAAAAGUCCAAGGCCAACAAGGCCAAGGGUGCCGCCGGAGACGCCGAGGGUGACGGGGAUGAGGACGAGGACGAGGACGAGGCAGAGGAGGACGAUGAGGAGAGCGCAGCCAAUGGCCAGAUGGAUGUGGACGACGAGGAGGCGGCAAUGAACGCCUAG
This is a messenger RNA of Apiotrichum porosum, 1206 nucleotides long. It is a transcript of the gene TRM10, whose product is annotated as tRNA (guanine(9)-N(1))-methyltransferase. The coding region runs from base 1 to 1206 and encodes 401 amino acids. Lineage: Eukaryota; Fungi; Basidiomycota; Tremellomycetes; Trichosporonales; Trichosporonaceae. The record is from RefSeq and is a predicted model, not a curated record. Gene Ontology annotation, biological process: tRNA N1-guanine methylation. The transcript is spliced from 4 exons. Gene Ontology annotation, molecular function: tRNA binding. Gene Ontology annotation, cellular component: nucleus.